UGUAUGGGUGCUCAGGCUGGGCCUUUGUCUGCAGGCUUGCGGAGGGAGGCAAGACGGGCCAGUGACCACAUUCCUGCACUCUGGGCUGCCUCCGAUGGGGCCCUGGAGGGAGCCGCAGCCCUCCCCAUUGCGUGCAGGGCCUGGGCUGUGUGGGUGGUUCUCCCGAGUCUCCUCCAGCCCUGUUUUUGGGCCUGAUUCUCUGACCCUUCCCUCUCUCCUUACCACUUGGCACUUCACUCCUUAUCCUUUUGCUGCAUUAGGUUUAGAAAGAGAUUUUGGAGAAAAAUAUAGCCCCUGCCGAUGAGUUUCUCCUCCUUUCAGGGCCUGUGCAGGCUUGUGCCAUGCCCCCCCUCUUCCUCCCCGACAGCCAGCGCCGGCCACAUCCUCCCUGCACCUUGUCUGCUUUCCCUGCCUCUCCCCAGGCUCCGGGUCUGUGCCCACAGUGUCCUGCCUGGCCCUGGCGCCGCCUCUGGGUGCCCACAUUCCUGCAACCCCGUGACCACAACAGGGGCCAUUACACAUUCCUGGCCUGGCAGCCAAUGGUGUAAAACAGAACAGAAUGUCCUAGGGCCCUGCCCAGCCCCCAGCCUUACCUGGGCCCCUCCCUGGGUCUGGACAAGGUUGGAGGGGGUGGUGAGGAAUCAGCAGGAAAGAGGAUGGACCAGGUGGAGACAGAUGCACCCCACCUGAGUGUGCUGCUCCCCCACCUGAAUGAGCGGGGAGGAGACUUACAGAGACCUCUUCUCUCUUCUCUCCAGGGCCUGGGGGUGAGGCUGACCUGUGAGUGCCCUUGGAGGGUUUCCCACUUGCAGAGACUCUAGCCCCUGGAAGCACACUUAGGACUCCCCCCUUGCACUCCUACCUGAGAGAGGCUCCCUUUGGGGCCGGUUCCUUCUCUUUGCGGCCCCAUCUCCACCUCUUCUCACUCGGUGCCCCCCCAUCCCUGUCUCUCCAUCCUGCGCUGUCCGCUGUCCCUCACUAUUAUCUCCCUUUUUCUGUCCUCCCGUCCUCUGGGUUCCCCGCCCAGGCCCUCUCAACCUGGCUGGCCCCUUCUCUUUGUGCUGCCCUCCAGGCUGUGGGCUCGGCAUCCUGCUACUUAUUCAGAUCUUUGCCCCUCACCCUCCAUCCUGUCUGCCAGCCUCCUUGCCUAUCAGCUCCGAAUCAAAAUCCCUGCCCAGAGUCCGCCUUCUCAGGUCCAGUACUCCGGGUUCACCUGCCCUCUGGAGCCCUCCUCCUUUCGGAAAACUCCCAGCUCCGACUCCUACUCGGCCCCUCCCCACGCCCUGCUCACCUUUAAUUGAGAUGCUAAUGAGGUUCCUGUCGCUUCCAUCCCUGGCAAGCCGGCAGGCGGGCUCCCCAGUCAGGCCGCUGCACCUGUCAGGUGAGGGGGAGGAGAGGCUUGGCUGCCAGAUUCAACUGGAAAGGAACCAGUCCCAGUCCAGCCGCAACCUGGGAGUGGGAAGCUGGAGGCAGCCCAGACCUUCCGAAGCCCUGCUGUCCUAGGGCGGAGACGGAAUCAGGACACAGCUCGAGGUCAGGGCCAGAGGGUGGAGUCCACCCCGGGGCUCAUGAAGGGGGACAAGCUGGAGGAGCAGGACCCUAAAGCUCCGCAGCCCACGCCAGGGCUCAGGAAAGGGGACAAGCUGAAGGAGCAGGACUCUAGCCCUCCACAGCCCACCCCAAGGCCCAGGAAGGGGGACAAGCAUGAGGAGCAGAGGCUGGGCCCCGAACCGGCGGCGCCCCAGCAGCCCACGGCGGAGGAGGAGGCCCUGAUCGAGUUCCACCGCUCCUACCGAGAGCUCUUCGAGUUCUUCUGCAACAACACCACCAUCCACGGUGCCAUCCGCCUGGUGUGCUCGCAGCACAACCGCAUGAAGACGGCCUUCUGGGCAGUGCUGUGGCUCUGCACCUUCUGCGUGAUGUACUGGCAAUUCGGCCUGCUGUUCGGGGAGUACUUCAGCUACCCCGUGAGCCUCAACAUCAACCUCAACUCCGACAAGCUCGUCUUCCCCGCGGUCACCAUCUGCACCCUCAACCCCUACAGGUAUGCGGAGAUUAAAGAGGAGCUGGAGGAGCUGGACCGCAUCGCCGAGCAGACGCUCUACGACCUGUACAAGUACAACUCCACCGCCCUCGAGGCCCGCUCCCGCGGCCGUCGCGACCUUCGGGGCACUCUGCCGCACCCCCUGCGGCGCCUGAGGGUCCCGCCCCCGCCCGACGGGGCCCGUCGUGCCCGUGGCGCGGCCUCCGGCGUUCAGGACCACAACCCCCAAGUGGACAGGAAGGACUGGAAGAUCGGCUUCCAGCUGUGCAACCAGAACAAAUCAGACUGCUUCUACCAGACGUACUCAUCAGGGGUGGAUGCAGUGAGGGAGUGGUACCACUUCCACUACAUCAACAUCCUGUCAAGGCUGCCAGAGACUCUGCCGUCCCUGGAGGAGGACACGCUGGGCAACUUCAUCUUUGCCUGCCGCUUCAAUCAGGUCUCCUGCAACCAGGCGAAUUACUCUCACUUCCACCACCCGAUGUAUGGAAACUGCUAUACUUUCAAUGGCAAGAACAACUCCAACCUCUGGAUGUCUUCCAUGCCUGGAAUCAACAAUGGUCUGUCCCUGAUGCUGCGCACGGAGCAGAACGACUUCAUUCCCCUGCUGUCCACAGUGACUGGGGCCCGGGUAAUGGUGCACGGGCAGGAUGAACCUGCCUUUAUGGACGAUGGUGGCUUUAACUUGCGGCCUGGCGUGGAGACCUCCAUCAGCAUGAGGAAGGAAACCCUGGACAGACUUGGGGGGGAUUAUGGCGACUGCACCAAGAAUGGCAGUGAUGUCCCUGUCAAGAACCUUUUCCCUUCGAAGUACACGCAGCAGGUGUGUAUUCACUCCUGCUUCCAGGAGAGCAUGAUCAAAGUGUGUGGCUGUGCCUACAUCUUCUAUCCGCGGCCCCAGAACGUGGAGUACUGUGACUACAAGAAGCACAGUUCCUGGGGCUACUGCUACUAUAAGCUCCAGGCUGACUUUUCCUCGGACCACCUGGGCUGUUUCACCAAGUGCCGGAAGCCAUGCAGUGUGACCAGCUACCAGCUCUCUGCUGGUUACUCACGAUGGCCCUCGGUGACAUCCCAGGAAUGGGUCUUCCAGAUGCUAUCCCGGCAGAACAAUUACACCAUCAACAACAAGAGGAAUGGAGUGGCCAAAGUCAACAUCUUCUUCAAGGAGCUGAACUACAAAACCAAUUCCGAGUCUCCCUCUGUCACGAUGGUCACCCUCCUGUCCAACUUGGGCAGCCAGUGGAGCCUGUGGUUCGGCUCCUCGGUGCUGUCUGUGGUGGAGAUGGCUGAGCUCAUCUUUGAUCUGCUGGUCAUCACGUUCCUCAUGCUGCUCCGAAGGUUCCGAAGCCGAUACUGGUCUCCAGGCCGAGGGGGCAGGGGUGCCCAGGAGGUGGCCUCCACCCCGGCAUCGUCCCUCCCCUCCCACUUCUGCCCCCACCCCACGUCUCUGUCCUUGUCGCAGCCGGGCCUUGCUCCCUCCCCAGCCUUGACAGCCCCUCCCCCUGCCUAUGCCACCCUGGGUCCCUGCCCAUCUCCAGGGGGCAUCACAGGGGCCAGCUCCUCUGCCUGUCCUCUGGGGGGGGCCCUGAGAGAGGAGAGGUUCCUCCCACCAAGGCAGAUGCUCCCCUGGUGGGAGGGGCUGGCCUUGGAGGACUGAAGGAUGUGCAGGGCUUCCACUCAGAGCAGCCCAAACUGUCUUUGAUGUGUGGAGGGGAAGGAGGUGGGUAAGGGGUUCAGGAAGUUGCUCCAAGAACAGUGGCCAAUGAAGCUGCCCAGAAAUGCCUUGGCCCUAGCUCCAUGCCCCUUGGAACUGGCUCUGAGCACUCUGGUUUCCCCACUCAACUGCAGACAAGUCUCCUUUUCCCUUGAAUCAGCCAAGCCAAACUUGGAGCUUUGACAAGGAACUUUCCUAAGAAAUGACUGAUGACCAGA
Molecule: messenger RNA, 3979 nt
Organism: Sapajus apella (tufted capuchin)
Lineage: Eukaryota; Metazoa; Chordata; Mammalia; Primates; Cebidae
Gene: SCNN1A
Product: sodium channel epithelial 1 subunit alpha
Exons: 13
Coding region: 1569-3704 (711 amino acids)
Biological process (GO): sodium ion transmembrane transport
Cellular component (GO): membrane
Molecular function (GO): ligand-gated sodium channel activity
Source: RefSeq, a predicted model, not a curated record